AUGAAUGCAUCAUUCGACCCCCAGACGGUUGCUGCUGUUGUAGCAUUGGGACUUCUCUGCCGUUGGCUCCUCGCACUUUGGUACAACACUGUCAAUCUCCCGCCGGGUCCGACGGGGCUUCCGUUUCUGGGAAAUGUGCAUCAAAUUCCGCUGCAAUACCCCCACAAGACGUUGUACGAAUGGGGUCAGCGAUAUGGCGACAUCAUCCAUGCGCGGUUAUUUCGGAAACAUGUGCUAGUCCUGGACUCUACAAAAGCUGCAGAAGACUUGUUGGAUAAGAGAGCCGCCAAGUAUUCUGACCGCCCGCAUUUUACUCUACUUGUAGAUUUGUUACAAUGGAAGCCUCUCAUGGUGUUCAUGUCUCAAGGCGAAACAUUCCGGCUUCAUCGCAAAUGGUAUCAAUCAUUCCUCGAAAACAGACAGUCCCUCCGCACAUAUGAAUCAAUGCAACAAUGUGAGGUGGACCGCCUUUUACUCGCCCUGCUCGAGAGCCCCGAAAACGUCGCAUAUCAUUUGAAGCGGUUUACGGGCUCGUUGAUGCUUGAGAUUGCAUACGGGUAUACAGAAACCUCGGAGAAGGACGCUUACAUACGCCUGGCGUCAGAGACCAUUACUCAGUCUCUGGAGGCCGGAAGCUUGGUCGCGAGCCUUGUCGACUUCAUUCCUAUACUGUUAUAUCUUCCGCACUGGUUCCCAGGUGGGGGUUUCAAGUCAAAUGCAAUGAAGUUGCGCGGGCGUGUCUGGCAAAUCAUGGAGUCUCCCUUUCGAUAUGUCCAGCAAGCGAUUACAUGUAGCACUGCAAGGCCAUCGUUUACAUCGUUCAUGAUCGAUCAGACCGCAAAGGAAGGGCAACUCACUGAGGAAGAUGAGCUUAACAUCAAAGGCGCUGCAAUUUUGAUGUACUCAGGUCAGCUAGAUUCUUAUGAUGUCGAUGACUCGCUGAAUGGCAGGCUUGAAUUAGGCGGAACUGAUACUACGAACACUGCCCUCUUGACUCUUGUACUCACUGUUGCCCUCCACUCUGAUGUUUUACGCAAAGCUCAGGCAGAAAUUGACGAAAAGAUUGGACCGAGCAGGUUGCCAACGCUGGAAGAUAGGGCAUCAUUACCUUACGUCGAGUGUAUUGUCAAGGAGGCAUAUCGCUGGAAUCCGGUUUUACCUGCUGGCAUCCCACACCAACUGAGGGAGGAUGAUGAAUAUCGUGGCUAUCACAUUCCACGAGGGUCGAUGGUCAUCUUGAAUAUCUGGCAAGGCAAUGACGCGGGAUUCUGCAACCUAUCCUGA
Molecule: messenger RNA, 1284 nt
Organism: Postia placenta MAD-698-R-SB12
Lineage: Eukaryota; Fungi; Basidiomycota; Agaricomycetes; Polyporales; Adustoporiaceae
Exons: 10
Coding region: 1-1284 (427 amino acids)
Molecular function (GO): monooxygenase activity; oxidoreductase activity, acting on paired donors, with incorporation or reduction of molecular oxygen; heme binding
Source: RefSeq, a predicted model, not a curated record